AUGUCGCCGACGCCUCUGGCCCCAAAUGGACCUGACCCUCCUGGACAGCCUCUUUUCCCCUCCGAGGCCCCAGAGCCCGCCCCUGCCCGCAACUCCACGACUUUUACAGCUAUUUAUAGCUCCUGCACCUCCGCGUUUCGUAGCUGCCUGCAGUGCACCGGCUGCAUCCUCUCUGCAGUGAUGUCUGACUUCCGUACGGAGAGGAGGAACACUAAGAGGGCGGAGCCGCCUCGUCCACCAAUCAGGGCUCUGGGGGCGGGCCGGGGGAGCGCUCGGGCCCCGGCCCCGCAGUUCGAGCGGCGAGAGCGCUCGUCGACGCGACGCCGGGGCCGAGGGGAGCGAGCCGGCGCUUCAGUGUCCUUCCCCUCCCCACCCGUCGCCUGGCCGCCUUCUCCUCGCCGCGGCCGGACCGGAAUUAUGUGA
Messenger RNA from Rangifer tarandus platyrhynchus (Svalbard reindeer), 423 nucleotides. Lineage: Eukaryota; Metazoa; Chordata; Mammalia; Artiodactyla; Cervidae. The record is from the annotation of a GenBank genome assembly.